Molecule: messenger RNA, 1320 nt
Organism: Lasiodiplodia theobromae
Lineage: Eukaryota; Fungi; Ascomycota; Dothideomycetes; Botryosphaeriales; Botryosphaeriaceae
Product: Fungal transcriptional regulatory protein
Exons: 4
Coding region: 1-1320 (439 amino acids)
Biological process (GO): regulation of DNA-templated transcription; DNA-templated transcription
Cellular component (GO): nucleus
Molecular function (GO): zinc ion binding; DNA-binding transcription factor activity, RNA polymerase II-specific; DNA binding
Source: RefSeq, a predicted model, not a curated record
AUGCUUCGCCGCAACGGCAAGCCCAGCUCGUGCGAGCCAUGCCGUAAAUCCAAAGUCAGGUGCGACCACCGCACGCCCAUUUGCGCCCGCUGCGAGUCCCGCGGUGUUGCUGCUCAGUGCCGUUAUCAUCCCGCGCCUCUCACUCGUCCCGGUCGAGUCUACAAGCGCGCGGAGCGCCAGGGCUCUCCCAGCCUAUACGCUGCCGCUGCAAGCGAGUCCCGAGAGCAUACGGGGGAUCAGCAAAUGUGGAAUGCCACGCCAGAUGUUCCCCACGCCAGUUCAAAUCCAUCGCCUGCCGGCGUAUCUCUGGACUCGGGCCUUGGAUCUACCAGCUACACGUCCGUCUUCCAGCUGAGCCUGGCCACUCCUCCUCCGAUACAUGCUGUUUCCACCGUCUCCAGCCCCAGCAACAUGCCAGCCCUCUUGGCUCCUGCUUCAGAUCGUGCCGAGCUGCGGACUUGGGCGCUGUCACACUUGCACCCUUUCGUGACUGUCCAGGCGCUUGCCGAGCGAUAUCUCAACAAUAGCCAAGUCACUGCCAUACGACCCAUUUCAACAGCUGGACUUUCAGCCCUCGGAGAGACUCUUGAAAGCGAGAGGCGGGCAGGGAGAGAUGCAUCCGCCUUAUCUCGCCGUAUUUCCACCGCCACUUGCCGCCCACUCGAGCUCCCGGCUGAUGUCUCUGCGCGAGAGUUCCACAAGUUCUUUACAGGCGACAACUUGCGCUGGGAGUUUAUCGGCCUGGUCUUCACAUGGGCUGGUCUCUCUGUAACUUGGUCUCCGCCCUCUCCGACAGAGCCAUUGUUUGCCCAGAUUGCUGCACCAGCAAACGACCUUCUGAUAUGGCUCCUCUACGAGAAUCUGGUUCUUCUCACUCUGAUACACGGUGAUUCCAGUCACUUUGCCUGGCAGCGGUUGGGCGAUUUAUCAACCGAUAUCUUCGCCCUAGGUUUUCACAAGGAGCCAAAAGACCCAUCAAACGUGCCAUUGUUCCUUCUGCAGUCGAGAAGGAAGAUAUUUGCCAUCGCCUAUCGUCUUGACAAGACCAUUGCCACUUUCUUCGGUCGACCGCCUCGUAUUCCUGCUAGGUACUCGAACGUUAAACUUCCAUUUGACGUGGAUGACUCUGUCCUUUUAGAUCCCGCGACCUCUCUUGAAAGUGUCGCCACAAAUCUGGACGAGGAUGGCUGGAGCAGGGACCGUGUUAUACGCCCAUCCAGUUGGAUCAGGGUACGGUUCAUCAUGAGCAAGUUUCGCGAGGAAAUCUUGGAGCUGUCCCUAGGCCCUGCGAGUGCGGACAUUGUGCAAAGAAUAGAGUGA